AUGGGAUGCGCGACGAAGAACGCGAAAGUCGUUGCUAUCUCCUUGGGGUCGCUGCAGCGUCAGGCUGUCGCACUCAUCGUUAGCACGAUGAACGAUGCCAUGAGCCAAGGCGUAGACAUUCAACUUCGGAUCCUACAAACCUUGGUUUCCCUGAUCACCAACUUUCCUUCGAUCCACGGAGAGCUGCUUGGAGAGGCGUUACUUCUCUGCUUUAAACUGCAGGAUUCCAGGAUAGCUGUAGUCUCUUCAACAGCAGCAGCCACCCUUCGUCAAUUGGUCAUGUUUAUUUUUGAAAAAAUGGUCAACGAGGAUCGUCUAGAGAGCAAUGAUGCUCCGCAGCUGUCUGAAGCGACACUUCCGGACGGUAGCACCAAAGCGUUAGGGCCUUGUGCCAAAGACGCGUUCUCAGUCUUUGAAGAUCUCUGUCUCCUCGCAAACUCAGAGAAGCCCAAUUUCUUGAAGCUCGACUAUCUACAUAAGACUUUCGCCUUGGAGCUAAUUGAGAGUGUACUCACGAACUAUCACGAACUGUUCAGGAAGCACUCGGAGCUUCUCAUACACGUCUUUCCAUUGACCCUCCGAUGUACACGGGUUGUUUUCUUGAUCCUCAAGCAGUUUUCAUUCGAGAUGGUGACAGAAGCAGAAGUAUUCCUGAUGCUUCUCAUCAGAAUGAUCUCGGAAGAAUCCGACGCCGCGAAUUCCGACCAUUCUGGUCCACGUCCGGUAUGGACAAGGGUUCUCGCAAUGGAGAUCAUGAGAGGGGUAUGUAGCGAUGCUGAGCUCAUCCGAAACGUAUGGGACCGCUAUGAUGCACAACAAACGGGCUCAAACGUUUUCAGCUCUCUGAUUGUUGCAUUAAAACGCCUCGUUACAGAGAAACCUGCUCUACUUGGAGUGAGCGCGCAGAUGAUGGGAGUUGGAAUUUCUCAUGCGGCUGAUAGUGCUACAGCGUCCAGCAAUUACGGUCUGGAUGUCGGUGGGGUCGCUGGGAUGGUUGCUACGGCUGCCAGUGCUACCGUGUCUGGAGUCAACUCGGCCAUGAAGCUCCAGUGCAUCGAUCAAUUAGACAAAGCGGACUCACCGCCCAUCCCCGAAGCAUACAUCUAUCUUCUCGCUGUGCAGUGUAUUGUUUCCCUUUGCGAAGGUUUCGCGUCGUUCACUGGCCCACUGUACACGUCCAUCAUGGUUCAACGUCCUCGCGCAGCCGGCGAGCCAGUGGUUCGUGCCCCUGCCGCUCUUGACGUCUCUACACUCCCGCAGGACGAUCCUACAACUCGUCACCUUCAUCAUCCCCUCUCCUUCAUCAUCUCGACGAAUCUUUCAGACGAGCUCUUCAUAGAUGUUCUUAGCAGCUAUCAAGCUCUGACGAACGUCGCAGGAAUGCUUGCCCUCAGCACUCCUCGCGAUGCAUUUUUCAACUCCCUAUCGAAGUUUGCGAUCCCUUCGCGAGUAGUGUCCAGCUUGGAAUCUUAUAUCGAACCUCCUACGCCGCGAACAUCAACUUCGUUCACGGAAAAUCUGGGAUUGACAGCACCCAUGCAAGCUCCAGGACUGUCAGAGCGCAAUCUAGCGUGCCUUAAAGUGUUGGUAUCUAGUGCCCUCUUCCUUGCCGGCAGUCUAGGAGAGAGUUGGUAUGGCAUUCUAGAGGCUCUACAGAAUGCAGACUAUGUUUUGAAUGUCAAAGCGUCGCAAGCAUCUACGAACCGGCGGAUGAGCACACCCAUGACACCAAGCCGAUCCGUGUCAGCGACGAGCUCUGCUGAACAGGGGAAGGCUGCUCGUCAUCCCCUCCUCGUGGACAUUGAUUCAGAGAGUGUCCUUGCUGCCGUGCAACGCCUCUUUGAUGCAUCCAAAAAUCUGGAGGAUUCAGCUUUCCAGGACUUCGUCACCGCACUCUGUAAACUCAGCUCGGAGAUGGUUGAGAUGCAAUCUGAUAGGGGCACGUUCUUGGACUCUGAGGAUUUGUUGAGUCCUGUACCGCUUUCUCCUCAUAGAAGGCGGGUCAGCGGUAUUCAUCUGCCGCGGACACUGCGCCAGGGUGACUUCGGCGUUGAGAGACUGGGUUCAGUAGCGAUGCUUAACAUUCAUCGCCUGAUCUAUCGCGCACCUGAGUCAAUACGAGUACAAGCAGCACGCGUCCUCGACGAAAUUCUUAUCGUGGUCCCGCGCAAUUUAUCAUCCACUGGAGAUCUCCAGGCCAAAGUCCAGCGUCGCGUUCUCGACGUUCUAUUCAAGCAGAUAGUACCCGCAUCAUCCGACGUCCCAGCGACGAGUACGAAUAUUGAGCUUCGGCGAAUGGGUUUGGAGACCCUCCACCAAAUUCUACAGGCGUCUGGACACACUUUCGUUGUCGGAUGGGGAAGCAUUUUUGAGAUGCUGGGGAGCAUCUGUAAACCCGCAGCUUUGCCCAUAUCUCAGUCGGUCGAUUCGGUCAGCACGCUAUCGCUGCAAGAGACGCCCCGCCCAAAGGCGCUGCCUCUGGGAUAUGUCAACGAUCGCGGCUACACAGCGCUGGUGAAGAUUGCAUUCCAGUCGCUCAAACUUGUCUGUGACUCCGUGUCUGUGCUAUCCCCUGAAGACUUGCGGCUUUGCAUCAAAACCCUCGGACAAUUCGGCCGACAAGCAGACACGAACAUUGCUCUUACUGCCGCAGAAAGUCCUGCUAUGGAGCAGAUGGAACCAGAAUAUAGCACGUUGUGGAUGUGUCUGCUAUUGGAAGUGCUGGGUCUUUGUACCGAUGCUAGGCACGAGGUCCGGGUUGGCGCCAUCCAGACUCUUUUCCGUGCAAUGCAGCUUUACGGCGCCACGCUUACUCUGGAUACUUGGAAUGAUUGUAUAUGGAAGAUCACAUUCCCGCUACUCGACGCAAUAUCUAUCGAAACUCGGCGCGGCGCUUCUGAUCCAGGAAGUCUUGCGCUGCAGUCAAUUGGGUCUAUUAUCAGCGACUUCCUAGUCAGCAAGAUCAUGCAUCUGGAUUCUUUCUCCAAGGCAUGGUCCGUGUUUGUGACCCACGUUCACGAUACCGUAUCCUUGGAUCGCAGAAACCUGAGUCCGCCCGCACUGCUUUGUUUAGGGAAGGUGGUGAAAGCACUUUCUAGCGCGGAAGCCUCUCUGCAGGUCAAAGUAUCGGAGGCUUGGGAAUGCGUAUGGAAGGCAUGCAGUGACAUGGGGAGCAUGGUUCUCCAGGGCGGAAAAUCUCAGUUCUCUCCAAGUACGAAUACGACGCAGCUCUACCGCGCGUUUACUCAGGAGAGUUUGGUUGCUCUCGUUGAUGUCAUAAGGAGCACACGCUUGAUUAGUCUGUCCCAGACGAAGGAGGAAUGGCCGCUUCAACGCCUCAAUCGUCUCAUGGAAAUCCUUAAGGGUGUUCUUACUUAUCCUAACUCGAUGGACUACCGCCCGGACGUUGACGGUUUGACUCCCGUUCAGGUAGUUGUCUUGGACGCCAUUGCGGAUAUCAACUUGGCAGCAUCUGGAGUUCCGUCUCUCAUCAUACGGGAUCUCUCGGAAUUCACCACACUUCCUUUUCUCGCUGCUUUCCAUGUGCCCAUCCUUUCUCCUGCCUCCCCAGCCACGCCGGUGGCGACUUCAUCUCAAAAACAAGUCACGUACAUCGCGCUGUCUAAGAAGGUCAUGCCGCUGAUCGUCGAGUUGUACAUGCGCUUCAAGGAUGAGCUUGAAAUCUAUGAGGAUGGGACUUUGGAAGCUGUCUUCUCGGCCUAUUCGAUACCGAUAAAGCUAAAGUACGAGUGUCCUGCUCCAUCAAAGUUCGGCAAAGACCCUCCUCUGUGGAAGACCGCGACAACGAGCUUUCUCCGCAUAGUUACGGACUCGGUCAGAAGAAUGGCAGCCUUUGGCGAUCGUAUUUCUGAUACACGAGUUGAAGGUGUAUGGCGACAAAUCAUUGAAGUCUUCCGGGGAGGCAUUUUAGCUGACUGCACUGCGACGGAGAGUCUCUCCCUCGAAGAUCAGGAAACAGAAGAAAACUUCGAUCUCUCUCUCAUUAGCUCAUUGGAGAUCGAUCUCGUGCCGCAUCUGGGAGACGCGAGAGUUCCCGAUUACCUCAUCACACAACUAGCGAAGAUUUUGCACCAGGCCAGCCAGCUGUACGAGUCGGGUAUAGAUAUUUCAUGCCCUGGUUCGCCCCCGAGAGAUACUGCGAAAGCGUCAGAUGACUCUCGGGACUCACACGACUUCGAGAAGGUGGAACUGGACAUCGGAACAACUGCACCUGGCCGAUUCUCAUUCUGGUGUUUCGAUCUUUUAUUCUUGAUUUGCUCUAAUGUCACAAGCGGAAGAGAGUUGCUGCACUUUGUCUGCCGACCUUGCUCGAUCGAUGCAAAACUGCGAAUGACGAGCUAUGUCGCGGACGAGUCUCUCCGGGGUAACAUGCCUUUCCCGAGGGCUCGUGAAGAUGAACUACUGUAUGUACUUCGCAAGCUCCUGGAGUUACAGCUCUGGCCUGGAACUUUAUGGGCCGCACUAUCAGAGUCUCCAUCGAAGUUUAGCAAUUCUCAACCUGCUGUUGAUGUCACUCUUUCUCCAUCUAUGCUAAUCGCUGAUGUGGUGAGACGGUCGCCAGUCGCUCAUCUCUUCUAUUUCUAUUCGGUAUUGUGUGAGAUUGCCUCCAUCCCUCGGAAGACACCAUCGGCAUGGGUGAUCACCAAUUCCUCGCCACCCGAGACCGACCAGGAGAGGAGAGGGCAUUCUGUGCAGCCUCGUAUCGGUGCUCUGGAGAAGGGUGGUGAUGCAAUGGAGGUGAAUGCAAGGACACUGGCGAGGGAGGCGUUGAAAGUUCUCGGGAAGGAGAUGGGCGCGAUUUAG
Messenger RNA from Suillus paluster, 4824 nucleotides. RefSeq lists its product as uncharacterized. The transcript is spliced from 22 exons. NCBI's taxonomy places the organism in Eukaryota, Fungi, Basidiomycota, Agaricomycetes, Boletales, Suillaceae. The record is from RefSeq and is a predicted model, not a curated record. Bases 1 to 4824 code for a protein of 1607 amino acids.